AUGUCGUCCUUGCUGAACCUCUCCCUCGCAGCCGUCGCAGGCCUCGCCAUCGGAGCAGGUGCGACCGUCGCUCUCUUACCUCCUCCCAAACCGCCCGUACAAGCCAAGAACGACCAGCCCUCAAGGACGAAUGGGAUUGCCCCCCUCGCUCAUGGGAGUAGUCCUGUCCCCGGUCCGCCGGGCAGUGCAGCGAUUCCGGGCGUCGAGCUUUACCAUGGGCUGCUGACUGGCACCGAGUUGGCGAAGAGGAACUUGACGAUUGGUCAAAUCGGUGAGCACUUUACCCCUAGUUUUCGGGGUGAACCUUUCGUGGCCAAUCUCAUCUGACCGUAUGGUUUGCUCUCUGCACAGGCCCCAUCUCGGACUUUCUCGUCCGAAAAGCCUACACGACCGCGUACGACCGGCGACUCCGGAUCCCGAGUUGGACCGCCGAACACUUGACCGCCGCGAGUUUGAAAGGUUCGGGAAAUCGUCAGGACGUGUCUUUUGAAGAAGAUCGGGACAUUCCGGACAAGUUCAGGGCACAUUUGCUGGAUUACUUCAAGAGCGGUUAUGGUCAGUUGAGAGCUCGGUCUGGAAGAAUUUUUGGAGUGGGCCCAAUUUGACUGAAGGGUGAAUUGGGUGGCCCAGAUCGAGGGCACAUGGUUCCCGCGGCGGAUGCGAAGCAGGACCAAGAAGCGAUGAAGGAGACGUUCCUCUUGAGCAACAUCGCUCCUCAAGUUGGCGAAGGUUUCAACCGAAACUGUCAGUCCGCGAGGGGAAUAACGAGCGAAAAGUCCAUUUUGCUGAUCGAAUUCGUGGUGUCGUCAAUGACUGCACAGACUGGGCCUACCUGGAAGCUGUGAGUCGGUGGAGCCUGCAUCCGAGUUUACAGUAGGUUCACCAUACUCUGAACCGAUUCAAAACACCUCGCAGUUCUGCCGAAACCUCACUUCGUCCUUCGAGGACGUUCACGUCUUCACCGUGCCUCUCUUCCUCCCCCGUCGAUCACCCGAUGGUAAAUGGCGAGUGACGUAUGAGAUGAUCGCAGCUGCAAAUAGUGCACCAACAAGUACGUUCUCUCGCCAAGCCGUAAUUUCCAAGCUGGGUAUGCCCGAAUCAUCAACUGAGCCUCGGCUUUUCACACCGUCUUUACCUCCUUCCAGUUGCCGUCCCGACCCACUUUGCGAAAGUACUCCUCACAUCCCGUCCCCCUCGAUCUGGAAUCUCAAUGGCCCUCACGACGUCCCCUGAUCGACUGGCGGAGAAGGAAUGGGCCAUCGGCGCUUUUGUUCUGCCGAACGAAGUGAUCCCUGACGAAGCUAGGCUGGAAACUUUCAUCGUACCUGGUGAGUCAGGUGCUCGACGAUGGGCCAACCGAGGAUUUGAAAUCGCUGACGUUGGAGAGAGAUCCUAUGAUCCUGGAAUGGCUCUGUUCCCCAGUCGAUGCGGUGGAGAGUUCCUCCGGGCUGACUUUGAUCCCGGACGAGUUGAAGCGCUUGGCGAGCCCGUUGUGUUCGGUGAGUCACGAAUGCGAUCUAUAGCGAUCAGGAGCCGUUUUUGGGUUUAAGACCCCCAAGUCCAGUUGAUCACCAACUCUUGUCAACUUGAUGCUUCUUCUAGACCGUCAAGUGCGAAGUGAUCGUACGACGCUUUGACGAUGCGCAAAAGAAGCUGGGCGGGGAUCGACCCAAACCCCGCCGAAGGGAGACGAUGUAG
Microbotryum saponariae is the source of this 1698-nucleotide messenger RNA. The record is from the annotation of a GenBank genome assembly. Lineage: Eukaryota; Fungi; Basidiomycota; Microbotryomycetes; Microbotryales; Microbotryaceae.